AUGGAUAUACAUUGUAAAGCAGACCCAUUCUCAGCUAUGCACAGUGAUUGUGUGUGUUUUGCAGGGCAUGGGGGUGUGAAUCAGCUGGGAGGAGUGUUUGUGAACGGCAGGCCCCUUCCUGACGUGGUGAGACAGCGCAUCGUAGAACUUGCACACCAGGGAGUCAGACCCUGUGACAUCUCUCGGCAACUGCGGGUCAGCCACGGCUGUGUCAGCAAGAUACUGGGCAGAUACUAUGAAACGGGCAGCAUCAAGCCCGGAGUCAUCGGCGGCUCGAAGCCGAAAGUCGCGACGCCGAAAGUGGUCGAUAAAAUCGCGGAGUACAAGCGCCAGAACCCCACUAUGUUCGCGUGGGAGAUCCGGGACCGACUAUUGGCCGAGGGGAUCUGUGACAAUGACAGUGUGCCCAGUGUCAGUUCCAUCAACAGGAUCAUUCGGACCAAAGUGCAGCAGCCUUUUCAUCCCUCACCGGAUGGACCCGCCACAGCAGUCACUGCACCAGGCCACACAAUAGUCCCAAGCACAAACUCUCCGCCUGUGUCCUCAGCAUCCAACGAUCCCGUGGGAUCGUACUCCAUCAACGGCAUUCUGGGCAUUCCACGAUCGAAUGGCGAGGCCAAGAGGAAACGAGAUGAAGAUACCCAGGAUGCCUCCGGGCCAAAUGGUGAUUCUCAGGGAACUGCGGAGAGCGUACGGAAGCAGCUGCGGAGUGAAGCGUUUGCCCAGCAGCAGUUGGAGGCUCUGGAACGCGUCUUUGAGCGGCAACACUAUUCAGACGUCUUCAACGCUGGCGAACAUAUCAAAUCAGAACAGGCUAAUGAAUAUUCCCUCUCUGCCCUGGCCUCUGGAUUGGAAGAUGUCAAAAGCAGCCUCUCAGCCGCAGCCACUCCUGACCUUGGGACCAACGUUUCAGGACCCCAGAGCUAUCCUGUUGUGACAGGCCGUGAUAUGGCAAGUACAACUUUACCUGGGUACCCUCCACAUGUCCCACCGACUGGGCAGGGCAGCUACUCCACCUCCACACUGGCUGGCAUGGUACCAGGCAGUGAAUUUUCGGGAAACCCUUACACUCAUCCACAAUACACAACCUACAAUGAAGCCUGGCGUUUCACUAACCCGGGAUUACUAAGUUCCCCUUAUUAUUAUAGUGCCGCAUCCAGGGGUGCUGCACCCCCCACUGCUGCCACUGCCUAUGACCGCCACUAGUUACUAUGGCAACCACAUGAAACUGCAAGAUGAAUCUCCCGGGCUCCACAUUGUACC
This is a messenger RNA of Hemiscyllium ocellatum (epaulette shark), 1263 nucleotides long. Its product is annotated as paired box protein Pax-2-like. NCBI's taxonomy places the organism in Eukaryota, Metazoa, Chordata, Chondrichthyes, Orectolobiformes, Hemiscylliidae. The record is from RefSeq and is a predicted model, not a curated record. Gene Ontology annotation, molecular function: RNA polymerase II cis-regulatory region sequence-specific DNA binding; DNA-binding transcription factor activity, RNA polymerase II-specific. The transcript is spliced from 10 exons. Gene Ontology annotation, biological process: regulation of transcription by RNA polymerase II; anatomical structure development. Bases 1 to 1206 code for a protein of 401 amino acids.